Molecule: messenger RNA, 1677 nt
Organism: Colletotrichum aenigma
Lineage: Eukaryota; Fungi; Ascomycota; Sordariomycetes; Glomerellales; Glomerellaceae
Gene: spo5
Product: Sporulation-specific protein 5
Exons: 6
Coding region: 1-1677 (558 amino acids)
Cellular component (GO): ribonucleoprotein complex; cytosol; nucleus
Molecular function (GO): poly(U) RNA binding; poly(A) binding; mRNA 3'-UTR binding
Source: RefSeq, a predicted model, not a curated record
AUGGACUCCAAGCACUCCGUUGCCUUCGCCGGAGCCGGCAACCACGUCCCUCAGUAUCCUGAGAACCAGCUUCCCGGCAUGGUGUCCAACGUCGACUCCUUGACCGGUGCCAUGAGCUCGUUCCAGGGAAUGUCUCUGGGCCAUAGCAUGGGUCACAAUGGCACCGGCAUGGGCCAGAUGAGCGCCCAUACGUACAUGGUUCCUCAGGAUUACAUCCUCGCUCCCCAUCUGCCCGGUGCCGCUAUGGGCAUGGACCAGCUCUCUCAAGGUCCCUAUGGCCCCGCCGCCGGCGGCUAUCUGGCUGCCCCUGGACAGUUCAAUCCUUACGUCCCCUAUGGCAUGAUGCCGUUCACCCCUGGUCGUGCAGUCAGCGGCAACGCGGUCCUCCAGGAUCGUACGAACCGCAACCACAACGACGUUCCUGGUCUUGAGAACCGCCGUCACAGCGGUGGUUCUUACAGCACCACAGAGUCAGCUCCCACGACUCCAUUCUACAACGGUGCCAAGAAUGACAAGGGCCCUCGCGUCGCUGCUCUCGAUCGUUCUACUUACACCACUCCAUCUCCCCAACAGAUCGUUGGUCCCAACAUGUUCGUUGAACCUGCUGCCAAGCACGGCGUCAUCAGCAUUCCGGUUGACCGCAACCUGGAGGAGAUGCUCAAGCAAGAGCCUCCUAUCCCCAAGGCUGUCCCCGCCGUCUUCACUCCUGCUGCUCAGAUGAAGACUCUGGACCAGAGCCUGGAGAACCGCAUCCCCGGCAACCGCAAUGUCUACAUUCGUGGUCUUCACCCCACCACUGAUGACGAGCUCCUGUACCGCUUCGCAUCUCGUUUCGGUGAGGUCGAGACUUCCAAGGCCAUCAUCGAUACCGCCACUGGUGCUUGCAAGGGCUUUGGCUUCGCCAAGUUCUUUGACGUUCGCGACUCGGAGAUGUGCAUUCGGGGCUUCCAUCGUCUGGGAUACGAGGUCGGCUUCGCUCGUGAGUCUUUCAACUCUCGUCUCAAGGCGGAGGGCGACGAGGGAUCUACCAACUUGUACAUCUCGAACCUCCCCAAGAGUCUUACCGAGAACGACCUCGGCGACAUUUUCAGGGGCUACCAUAUCAUGUCCUCCAAAAUCCUUCGUGACAGCAUGGGCAACAGCCGUGGCGUUGGCUUCGCUCGCUUCGAGUCUAGAGACGUCUGCGACGCUGUCAUCAAGCAGUUCAACGGCAUCCCCAUCGGCGAAGAGGGAAUGGUCAUGAACAUCCGCUAUGCCGAUACUCCUGGUCAGAAGGAGUUGAAGCGUGUCACUGCCGAACGUCGCCAGUUCCGAACCAACGAGUACAACAUUGGUGCCUACGGCACUCCUCUUGUUGGCAUCCAGCCCAACAUGUACAACCAGCCAGCUUGGAAGCGUGCCUUGCAUGCAACCGCCCACACCGCAUAUGCGCCUCGCUCUUUGACUGGCGGUUUGGAUCGCAUGGGCAAGGGCGUCAAGUCUGAGGGCUACCAGGCGGGCAACACUGUUCAGGGAAAACCCCAAUCGGCCGUUGAGGUCUCCGUCGAGGCCAGCAAUGCCGACGAUAGCGACGAGGGCGUGACAAUCCAUGCUGACGCGACCACACCGGUCAUUGUCAGCACCCAGUCUUCGCCCGUUGUGAAGAAGGAGAGAAAGGAGCAAAAGGAGCAGAAGUGA